Tricharina praecox is the source of this 686-nucleotide messenger RNA. RefSeq names its product AP complex, mu/sigma subunit. NCBI's taxonomy places the organism in Eukaryota, Fungi, Ascomycota, Pezizomycetes, Pezizales, Pyronemataceae. The record is from RefSeq and is a predicted model, not a curated record. Gene Ontology annotation, molecular function: clathrin-cargo adaptor activity. Gene Ontology annotation, biological process: clathrin-dependent endocytosis; protein transport. Bases 131 to 565 code for a protein of 144 amino acids. Gene Ontology annotation, cellular component: intracellular membrane-bounded organelle; AP-2 adaptor complex. The transcript has 4 exons.
UCUCCUAAAGCACGUAACUACGGACGCCAGAGCUCUCCAGAUACAUACCUCAUAUCCACGGGCAUUCCCUCCCUCAGCCACACACAAACGACAUUCGCACUCCCCACAGCCGGCCGCCGACGUAUCAACUAUGGUCCUCUCCUUCAUCCUGAUCCAGAACCGCCAGGGGAAAACGCGGCUCGCAAAGUGGUACGCGCCAUACGACGAUGAGGAAAAAGUGAAGCUCAAGGGCGAAGUCCACCGGCUGGUCGCCCCCCGCGACCAAAAGUACCAGAGCAACUUCGUCGAGUUCCGGAACAACAAGAUAGUGUACCGGCGAUACGCGGGGCUGUUCUUCUGUGUCUGUGUCGACGCGAACGAUAACGAGUUGGCAUACUUGGAGGCGAUACACUUCUUCGUCGAGGUGCUAGAUGCCUUCUUCGGGAAUGUCUGCGAGCUGGAUUUGGUGUUUAAUUUCUACAAGGUCUAUGCUAUCCUCGACGAGGUAUUUUUAGCGGGGGAAAUCGAGGAGACAAGCAAGCAGGUUGUGUUGACGAGGCUGGAGCAUUUGGACAAGCUGGAGUAAUGAGGUGGAAGAAACGAACGAUGAUCAGAAGACCAAUGAGUGUGUAUCUGCAAGAUGCUCUAUUCUGUAUAUUUACAUCCGUAUUAUACAAAGUAGUAAUUUACACGAAAAUACACAAAGA